This is a messenger RNA of Daldinia caldariorum, 1530 nucleotides long. Its product is annotated as ER lumen protein retaining receptor-domain-containing protein. Gene Ontology annotation, biological process: endoplasmic reticulum to Golgi vesicle-mediated transport; protein retention in ER lumen. The coding region runs from base 367 to 1452 and encodes 361 amino acids. Gene Ontology annotation, cellular component: membrane; cis-Golgi network; endoplasmic reticulum. Gene Ontology annotation, molecular function: ER lumen protein retrieval receptor activity. The record is from RefSeq and is a predicted model, not a curated record. Lineage: Eukaryota; Fungi; Ascomycota; Sordariomycetes; Xylariales; Hypoxylaceae. The transcript is spliced from 4 exons.
AAAUGGCCGUCAUCGCCGUGCAACUUGCAUCACACCUUUUUCGCGACAACCUCUCCUGUAAUCUGUAAUCAGCUUACAGUUUAUUAAAACAGGUACCUAACAUAAUAAGACCACCUUUCUUUCUCUUUUUUUUCUUUUCUUUUUUUUUAUCUCUCCCUCGUGAGGUAAAUUCGUCGGAAGUCUCUGUGAGAAUUUCCCACGGAUUUUAUCAUCUCAACUCCUUGUACAUACAACCUGCUUCUGCGGCUCUGACUUGCAAAAUCAGAGCCGCCAGAGAAUAGGUUCACCUUCAACCAUCCAACUAUCCACCCACCCACCUAUCACCAAGAGAGCUGGCUAUAGCUCCAGGAGGAGCCACUAGUCAAAAUGGCUGCUUGGAAUAUCUUCCGAAUACUGGGAGACUGCUCCCAUCUCCUCUCCAAAUGUAUCCUCAUAUUCUCCAUCCAUCGAAACAGGAGCGCUGAAGGCGUCUCCAUGAUCACCCAAGCCUUCUACGCCGUCGUCUUCUGCACGAGGUACACGGACUUCUUCAGCGAGACGUCCACCUGGAACUACUUCUUCAAGCUCUUCUACAUCCUCUCCUCCUUCUACAUCAUCGCCAUCAUGCGCUGGUUGUUCCCGCGCACCAGGGAGCGCGAGAUCUCCUGGAAGCUCGGCGCCGUCGUCCUCAUGGGCUCCCUGUUCAUAUCCCCCUUCGUCAUGCUGAUCUUCGAGAGGCGCUGGGGUUUCUUCACGUGGAUGUACGACUUCUCCCUAAUCCUCGAGUCCGUAUGCGUGCUCCCGCAGCUCCUCCUCCUCCGACAGACCAACGUGCCGACCGUCAUCGACUCCUUCUACCUGCUGACGCUGGGUUCGUACCGGGCCCUGUACAUCCUCAACUGGAUCUGGCGGGAGCUCGACGUCAACGACCGCAAGCCCAACGCCGUGUCCGUCAUCUUCGGCGUCAUCCAGACCGCCUUGUACGUCGACUUCUUCUGGGUCUACUAUACCCGCCAGCGCGUCAAGCUCCGCGCCGGCGGCAUCGUCGACUCGGACGACAUCCGCCGCGGUUGGCUGCUCGCUCGCAUCUUCGGGAACAAGCGCUUCCAGGCCGCCGAGACGGACGACGAGGAGAGCGCCCCGGCUCUCGGCGGCGGCGGCGGCAAUGGUCAGCAGCAGCAGCAGCGUAGGUCGAGGUGGGGUUCCAGGGGUAUCUCGAUUAGUGCCGACGAGGGUGUUCACGAGCACGAGCAGCAGCGGAAUCGCGGCAGUAGCAGCAGCAACGACGACUUCAGCGACGCGGCUGUGGACCCGGAUGCCAGGAUGAGGGAUCCCGACGAGCUUGCUCGGGUCCUUGAAGAAGAUGACGACGAUGAUGAGGGGCUACCGGAGCCGGCUGCUGCGCCGUCGCACUCGGAGCCGAGUAAGAGUGCGAAUGGAGUUACGAACGGAAGCGAAUGGCGGGAGACGUGAGCUAUAGGCUGAAUGCGGGAAGGGGGCUUCUUAAGGGCCUAACUUUACCUGUACCUACCUGACAUUCGAAUGGCCACG